CCCUCGCUUGUCAAAAGAAUUAACAGAGACCUUAGGUCUCCGGGAGGAAAUGGGGGUUCACCCCUGUUUGGGGCACCCUCCUGUGGGCAGAAGAACUGGAGGUUUACUUCUCUUUGGAGGACUUGAAUCCCAUUUAAGGGGAAGGCGGAAGAACUGAAGAUUAUGGGGUUAGGCAAAAGAAUUUGGGGGGGCAUCUUAAGGGUCUCCCAAUUUGGAUAUUUCUCUCAUUUUAUUCCCCACCCCAGGAGGUAGGUGUAUCUGGGCUCAGAGAAUUUCUGGUUCCCCACUGGGUAGGCGGGAAACGAAGCAGGUGAAUACCAUGUUAGGAGUCAAGGAUUGGACGGCAGAAGGGAAAUUCCUUGAGGCAGGGUGCGGAGUCGCUGUAUUUGGACUCAUAAUUUUGCAGAAUUGUUGUUUCAUCGUAUUUUGUGACUCCAGAGCCAUUUUGGCCUAUUUAGUUUUCUGAUUGGCUCCAUUGUAAUAGCAAUACUCUGGGGAGACUUGUGAUCAUUCAAGAACAGGAGGAGGAGGCAACUCGUUGGAGGCUCUCAUUAUUGGCAACCCCUGAACUAUGCUGAUAAGGUGGAGAGAAAUUCAGGUACUCAGUUAACCGGUACUUUCUACCACCAUGGGGGAACUUUUCCGGAGUGAGGAGAUGACGCUGGCUCAGCUUUUUCUACAGUCAGAAGCUGCUUAUUGUUGUGUCAGUGAAUUAGGAGAACUUGGAAAGGUUCAGUUUCGUGAUUUAAAUCCAGAUGUGAAUGUUUUCCAGCGUAAAUUUGUAAAUGAAGUUAGAAGAUGUGAAGAAAUGGAUCGAAAACUUCGGUUUGUGGAGAAAGAGAUAAGAAAAGCUAACAUCCCAAUUAUGGACACUGGCGAAAACCCAGAGGUACCCUUCCCCCGGGACAUGAUUGACUUAGAGGCCAAUUUUGAGAAGAUUGAAAAUGAACUGAAGGAAAUCAACACAAACCAGGAAGCUCUGAAGAGAAACUUCCUGGAACUGACUGAAUUAAAAUUUAUUCUUCGCAAAACUCAGCAGUUUUUCGAUGAGGCUGAAUUGCAUCAUCAGCAGAUGGCGGAUCCAGACUUGUUGGAAGAGUCCUCAUCCCUCUUGGAGCCAAGUGAAAUGGGAAGAGGCACGCCUUUAAGACUUGGCUUCGUGGCUGGUGUGAUUAACCGAGAGCGCAUCCCUACUUUUGAGCGCAUGCUGUGGCGGGUGUGCCGGGGGAAUGUGUUCCUGCGACAGGCUGAAAUUGAGAACCCCCUGGAGGAUCCUGUGACUGGCGACUACGUGCACAAGUCUGUGUUUAUCAUUUUCUUCCAAGGCGAUCAGCUGAAAAACCGAGUCAAGAAAAUCUGUGAAGGGUUCCGAGCCUCUCUCUAUCCCUGUCCUGAGACACCACAGGAGAGGAAGGAAAUGGCUUCUGGAGUUAAUACCAGGAUUGAUGAUCUCCAAAUGGUUCUGAAUCAAACAGAGGAUCACCGUCAGAGGGUGCUGCAGGCAGCUGCGAAGAACAUCCGUGUCUGGUUCAUCAAAGUGCGAAAAAUGAAGGCCAUUUACCACACUCUGAACCUCUGCAACAUAGAUGUGACCCAGAAGUGCCUGAUUGCCGAGGUCUGGUGCCCCGUCACUGACCUUGACUCCAUCCAGUUUGCACUCAGAAGGGGCACGGAACACAGUGGUUCCACCGUGCCCUCCAUUUUGAACAGGAUGCAGACAAAUCAGACUCCCCCAACCUAUAACAAAACAAAUAAGUUCACAUAUGGCUUUCAGAACAUAGUAGAUGCUUAUGGAAUUGGAACUUACCGAGAGAUAAAUCCAGCUCCAUAUACCAUCAUUACUUUCCCUUUCCUAUUUGCUGUGAUGUUUGGAGACUUUGGCCAUGGCAUUUUGAUGACUCUUUUUGCUGUGUGGAUGGUGCUAAGGGAGAGCCGGAUCCUCUCCCAGAAGAAUGAGAAUGAGAUGUUUAGCACUGUGUUCAGUGGUCGAUACAUUAUUCUGUUGAUGGGUGUGUUCUCCAUCUACACUGGCCUCAUCUACAAUGACUGCUUUUCCAAGUCUCUUAAUAUCUUCGGGUCAUCCUGGAGUGUCCGGCCAAUGUUCACUUUAUAUAAUUGGACGGAGGAGACUCUUCGGGGGAACCCUGUUCUCCAGCUGAACCCAGCUAUCCCUGGAGUUUUUGGUGGGCCAUACCCUUUUGGCAUUGAUCCGAUUUGGAACAUAGCUACCAAUAAAUUGACCUUCCUCAACUCCUUUAAGAUGAAGAUGUCUGUUAUCCUUGGUAUUAUCCAUAUGAUGUUUGGAGUCACUCUUAGUCUUUUCAACCAUGUCUAUUUCAGGAAGCCCCUGAAUAUCUACUUUGGAUUUAUUCCUGAAAUAAUCUUCAUGACCUCUUUGUUUGGCUACUUGGUUAUUCUCAUUUUUUACAAGUGGACAGCCUAUAAUGCUGAGACAUCUGAGAAGGCACCGAGCCUUCUGAUUCAUUUCAUAAACAUGUUCCUCUUUUCCUAUUCAGAUUCUAGUAAUUCAAUGCUGUAUUCCGGACAGAUAGGAAUUCAGUGUUUCUUGGUAGUGGUUGCACUACUGUGUGUACCUUGGAUGCUGCUGUUUAAGCCACUGGUCCUUCGCCAUCAGUAUUUGAGGAGGAAGCAUUUGGGAACUCUCAACUUUGGUGGGAUCAGGGUGGGCAACGGACCGACAGAGGAGGAUGCUGAGAUUAUUCAGCAUGACCAGCUCUCCACCCAUUCCGAGGACGCGGAAGAGCCUACCGAGGACGAAGUGUUUGACUUUGGGGACACCAUGGUCCACCAGGCCAUCCACACCAUCGAAUACUGCCUGGGCUGCAUCUCCAACACUGCCUCCUACCUGCGGCUCUGGGCCCUCAGCCUCGCCCAUGCACAGCUGUCCGAGGUGCUUUGGACCAUGGUGAUCCACAUCGGCCUGAGAGUGAAGAGCUUGGCAGGAAGUUUGGCGCUGUUCUUCAUCUUCGCCGCCUUUGCCACCCUGACUGUGGCCAUCCUCCUGAUCAUGGAGGGCCUCUCGGCCUUCCUCCACGCGCUGCGGCUGCACUGGGUCGAGUUCCAGAAUAAAUUCUACAGUGGGACCGGUUUCAAGUUCCUCCCCUUCUCCUUUGAGCACAUUCGAGAAGGGAAGUUUGACGAGUGAGCCCUGGUGGGACUGUCACGUUCCAGGCCCCCCUCCCUGUCCUCUCCACAGUGCUUAGCUGUGCCCCUCUGCCGUGGCCUGCGAACCCUGGGCACCAGGGCAUUUGUGUCAUCCCUGACACCCCUUCCCCAGCCAACUGAAUCAUUUAGGUAGAGCGGGUCCUACCUGGUCUCCCACUAUCCCCAGCUUGGUGUGCAGUGUGUUUCUAGGGAGAAGGUGAUCUUUGGCUGACACCUAAUGAGCACUACCCUUGCCCUCCCAGCCUUGCCAGAGGCAUCCCCUUCUCCAUCCCUAGUGGUACCCUAGUUUGUGCAUCCACACAUCACCCUUCAGGCUUUCCCUGCUUACCUUUGAUGGAAGGAGCACCUCUGCCAUCCCACACCCAUACUUUGAGCCCCUUGUUCCUGCCCCUGUAAUUACUGGUAUAGAGAGCAGAACAAGUGUCUGCAGGUUUUCUCUGAGAAGAGGAAGGUGGUGGGUUGGAUCCAAGAAGAUGGUAGUUCCAGCCUCCCUCACCAUCAUCAGAGGGUUUGUUAAUUAAGAAUUCAGUGGGGCCCAAGUGGACCAUCGUGGGUAGCUUCUUCCUCCCCCCCUCCUCCCGAAAGGUCCCAAGAUAUCGAAGACAACCUUCCUAAUCCCCACCUGACACUCACCCUCUCUCCUCCCUCCCAGAUCUCUCCCUGCUUGCACCCAGCACGGCACAGCCCAGCUGGGUGUGACCCACCACAGAGGUCCUGGCUGGCUUCUUAGCACACAGUGUUUCCCUCCCUUUGGUUGGCUGCUUCCUUCCUCUUCUCCCCCAGGCCUCACAGGGGCUCUGCCUAUAGCUGCCCUCUUGAUGACUUUUCCUGGUGGAGACCCUUAGACCCUCCCCCACCCCCAAUCAUGAUGCUGUGGAGCACAGGGCUGUAGUCAUCAAGAGCCUGCAGGCCCACCUUGCUCUGCCCACCAGAGCUGCUUCCCACUUCUGUGUGGACCCCAAGUAGAGGAAGUGGUGUCCUGGGCAGGGAAGGUUGGCAUCACUGGCAGUACUGCCGCAUGUGUUGGUUGUGUGAGCUGCCCAGCCCUGCCUGGUGGGCCUGGUGCUGAGCACCUCCAGGGGCCCCCUCUCUGCCACCCCACACUAGGUGGUCAAGCUCAGGGCCCUUUAAUCAUGUGUUGGUGCAGCAGCCUGGCUGCUGUAGCUAAAUUGAUACCCAGCGCCUUCAGUGAUGGAGAUGAUUCCCUUGACCCUCCCAGGCUAGCUGGCCCUGCCCGAGGGCCACCCUGCUCCAGUGUCCCCAGUGCUCAGUUCUGUGAGGUGAUGUUCCCGUGCUGACCCGACUCAGCCCCUGUGCAGAGCCCCUCCCUUCUUGUCCCCGUGGUUACAUGGUGAUCUCUGCUCUGUGGACAGCGCGGUUUGAAGUAGAGUUCUUUGUCCAGGAACCCUGCUCAAGGCCCUGCUGUUCAGACAUUCUCGUGCUGAAUAAAGUGUGUUGGAUUAUA
Molecule: messenger RNA, 4651 nt
Organism: Choloepus didactylus (southern two-toed sloth)
Lineage: Eukaryota; Metazoa; Chordata; Mammalia; Pilosa; Megalonychidae
Gene: ATP6V0A1
Product: ATPase H+ transporting V0 subunit a1
Exons: 22
Coding region: 629-3166 (845 amino acids)
Biological process (GO): vacuolar acidification; proton transmembrane transport
Cellular component (GO): plasma membrane; vacuolar proton-transporting V-type ATPase complex; vacuolar proton-transporting V-type ATPase, V0 domain
Molecular function (GO): proton-transporting ATPase activity, rotational mechanism; ATPase binding
Source: RefSeq, a predicted model, not a curated record